UCUCUCUGGUAAAAUCUAACCCAACGACCCUUCAAACUUCAAAGUUCAAUUCAACCCUCGCCUCUGGUGUGCCUCUCGUCCUGUCCAUCUAAAAACCAGAAUAUAGAAGAGCUGUCGAGAAAAGAAUCGAAAAAGGAGAGAAGACUGAUCGGGAAUGAAGAAGCUCUACAGAAAAGGCAAAGUUCACCCAUCGCCUCCGGUUGUCUCUGACCACCUCGCUUUCCUUCCUGCGACGAUUCUGACGCUCACCUUGGCGCUGCCCCCCGAAGAUAGGGAAGUAUUGGCUUAUCUUUUAUCUUGCUCCGGUAGCUAUUCAAACACUUCCGGCGGUCGAGCUAAGAACAAUCAGAAGAAUCUUACUGGGGAUCACCCACCUUCUUUUCACUGCAACUGCUUCCGGUGCUAUACGAGCUAUUGGGUUCGGUGGGACUCUUCGCCUAACCAUCAGCUGAUUCAUGAGAUAAUCGAUGCUUUCGAAGAUAGUUUGGUGCAGAAGUCCAACAUCAAAAGCAAGAAAGAGAGGAGGAAGAGGGUCAAUAUUUCGGAUGACGGAAAUCGCUUGGAAGAAAGUCCGAGUAGGGAGGAGCUGAAUAAGUCGGAAGUAGUGGAGGAGAGUAGUGAUGACAUUGGUGGAGAUAAAGAAGUGGAGGAGAUGGAGAAGGGUUCUGUGAGGAGGUUUGUGAGUUUCAUCGGGGAGAGGAUCUGGGGUGUUUGGGGCUAAUAAAAUGAAGAAAAUCGAAAAAAGGUUUGUUCAGUUCAAUCCUCUGUUAAAGGAGUUUUUUUUUGCUAUGUAGUUUUUCCCUGUUCUUCCGCAACUUUUUUUUUGUGUAAAUUAACUUUUUUGCAAUGUAAAAAUUAAAAAGAGAACGAGUAAUUUUUUCAUUA
This is a messenger RNA of Nelumbo nucifera (sacred lotus), 885 nucleotides long. RefSeq lists its product as uncharacterized. Lineage: Eukaryota; Viridiplantae; Streptophyta; Magnoliopsida; Proteales; Nelumbonaceae. The record is from RefSeq and is a predicted model, not a curated record.